CACCGGCCGGCGCUGGGCCCAACCCCGCUCCAGGCAGGAUCAAUCCGACAGCCGUAGGGCUGCCCUGCAGUUGCCUGUGUAGCUUCCACGCCGCGCUGGGGGUGGUUGAGCGUUUUAAUAGCACUCGGUUUAUUCUACGUCCCUAGCAAGCCCCGCUUCCCCCUUGGAAAAGCGCCCUGUUUUGACUUGCCUUCCCUUUUAAGUCAGGCACAUCUUCGGGCGCCCUAUUCUGCGCCCGAGGGGAAGAAAGGCCCCGUUCUCCCAAGAUGGCGGCGCCGGCUGGUUACCCGGGGGCUCUGCGCGCCGCUAGCUUAGAAGGCCCCAAAGAUGGCGAUGCUGGCAGAGCCCCGUAAAAAGCAGAAGUGGUCCGUGGAUCCUAGAAACAGCGCCUGGAGUAAAGAUGAAUCCAAAUUUGGCCAGAAGAUGUUGGAAAAAAUGGGAUGGUCCAAAGGAAAGGGUCUUGGGGUUCAGGAACAAGGGAGCACAGAGCACAUCAAGGUUCAAGUGAAAAACAACACACUUGGUUUAGGAGCAGCCAUAAAUUAUGAGGACAACUGGAUUGCUCAUCAAGAUGACUUCAACCAACUUCUGGCUGAACUGAAUAAUUGCCACGGGCAAGGUGAAUCAGAGCCCUCUAGCGAGCAGAAGAAGACAUUCAGUCUUGAAGAGAAAUCCAGAUCCUCCAGGAAACGUGUUCAUUAUAUGAAGUUUGCAAAAGGAAAGGAUCUCUCUUCCCGCAGUGAAGAUGACCUGUCCUGCAUUUUUGGGAAACGACAGAGUACAAAAACUGAGGAGGACAACACCUGUGCAGAUUCUCCGGAAGAGGACAGAAAAGAAGACCAUGGGAUGCCCAACUCAGUGGACCAUAGUAAUACAGUGACCAGCACUAUGACGGUGCAAGAGUAUUUUGCCAAGCGCAUGGCAAAACUGAAGAAAUUCCAGAAAGAACCAGAGAGUGAGUUAGCUGAUCCUGGCACGACCAUGGCUGAAGACUUAGAGUCUUCACAAGGACUGAAAACCAAAUCCAAAAAGAAAAAGAAAAGCCGGAAAAAUGCUGAGGCAGAGAACGUGGACAGUUAUGAAGAACCAAAGGUGAAACGCUCCAGAACAGAUGGCUUGUGGGAAGAAGAACUGGAGACAGCAAACACUGAAUACCAACCAGGGAAAAAGAAAAAGAAAGCUAAAGAUCCACGCAACGGUGAAGAUGUCAGUUGUGAUGGAAAUUCUUGUGUUUUCCCAGGGAGUGGAGAAAUUUACCCUGGAACAUCUGACGGGGAAAAUCUUGGUGAAGAAGACUCCGAGACAAAGCAAAAGAAACCAUAUAAGAAAAAACACAAAAAGCAGAAAAAAGAGGCAGCUGAUUAUGUCGACGGAAUGCAGAGAAAAAAGAAGAAACAUUUGAGUUAACUUAGCAGCAUCUUGGACUUAAGAAUGAGUUAGAUGUUGACAUGUUGAAUAUGAAGCCUUCGGUAAAUGCUAGCCAGACAUCAAAAUGUAGUUCAUCCUAUGUGUAGCACUCUCUCUAUCUGUACUGAAACCUCAGACUCUUUAAACACAGCUCUUGUUGGCAGGGCGGGAAUACAUUGUCUCGUCAUAGGUGGGGAUGAAGCCUGCUAUUAACUGUUGUACAUAACAGUGCUGUGGGCCAGGCUUUCCCCAAGUCUGCAAAGCAUGGCUUAAAUGUAGUUAGGCUCUGCCUGUGCUUAAGUCAGUCUCUCUCUCUCUCUCUCUCUCUCUCUCUCUCUCUCUCUAUACUUUAGCACAGAGGACCUAAACCUACUCUCGCUUACACUGGUAUCAUUUCACUGAAGUCAGUCACCAGUUGCUAGUGUGAGAAAAGAACAGGACUGCGUUAUAAUAGAAAAUGCCUACAGAUCACUACCCUAUCCACUGCCCUCUUCCCAGCCUUGCAAAAAUUUAAUUCAGUUGCCUUUUUUAUCAUCCCUGAUUUCUUUUGUGCCCGUGCAGUUGCCUUCUGUGAGUCUGAGCAUGUACCGUAUAGAUGUGUAGAACCUUUUCAUUGAUUUCCUUUUGCAGCUAAAAUGAAUUUUGCUUCCUCUUAAAAUGCCUGCUCUAAUUAAAGGAUUAUGCCCAUGUGUCAGUGCAGGAGAAUGGAACGAAAUAGUUCCUUUUGUUCCCUAGCCAAUAGUUAACUAUUGCCGGGUAGGUAUUAUGUUGUUACAAAGCUACACAAGAAUUCUUUUUAGUAGCCUUGUCUGUGUAGCUUAACUUUGAGUUUCAGGCCACAAUUCUGGUAUUUAUAUUGACCCAUUCAGUGUUCAAAAUGUCACACUUGAGGAGCUUUGUAUGUGGCAUACCUGUUAGCAAAAAAAAUAUAAACAAAUGUAGCUGUUCGCAUGCAUUGAGGGAAGGAGUUGCCAUUUGUACAAGGAAUACCUAAUUGAUUAGUACAAUUUAGCUAUUUAAAUUUAUUUUUUAAAAUUAGCUAUACAUUAGAAAUGGAGGACAGCUAAUGUUGGGACACACGACUCCCGUGGAGCAGUUUUGUACACAAGUGUAAAUGUUGAGGACCAGAUUCUGGCGCGCUUAGAUAGAGGGUGGCAGAAUCAGGGCCUGAGGAAGCAUUUUCUCUUGGACCUUUUUACAAACCUUCAGCCUGAUUCUGAUUUCAUUGACACCAGGGAGGAACUCCACUGAAGUCCGGAGAGUUACUCUGGAUUUCAGUCAGUGUAACCAAGUAGCGCUUGGCUUUUAAUAUUGUUGUAUUACAGCUGUGCAUUUGACUCUGGGCCAGAGUCUCUUUAUAUCACCACUCGAAAUCUGGAGUAACUCCACUGGCCUUGUCCUGACACAUAAAAAGGGAGGGGUUUUUUUUAUUGUGUUAGCGUAACAUGAUUGAAAACCCCACUGAGAUGCAGGCUAACGUGUAUGAACCUGCAUUAGCUGGCCGUGCUGUAGCCUGAGAGAAGCCUAUGCUGCACCACGGCCCAUUAACAUUGCUUCAGACCUGUUAACCUUCAUCUCAAUGGGCCUUUGCAAUUGUGUCAAGCUAACACAAUUGAAAAAUGCAGCCUCUUUGCCCAUCCGGACAUAGCCAUUUCCUGCUGUGGGAUUAUUCCAGAUUUACAUCAAUGGAACAGCAGAUUUUGGCCGCCUCUACGUUCCACACUGUACUGUUUGGCUUUUAAUCCCUGUAACAUUUACUUUUCAGUGCUAUACAAAUAUUGGCCAUCAUGAUGCGGCUAUGGCUGGUGCUGCUACAUGGCUUUCGUAAGCAACAUGUCACUUACACAGUGUGAGUCUACUACAGACCUGAGGUAGAAAAAAGGGUCAUUUUUCUCAGUGAAAGGGGCCAGCUACACAUGCUGUGAUUUGCGGCGUGAGCAUUCUAAGUGGUGCAGGCCUACUUCUGAGACGCAAAGCAGAGUAGCACAGGCAACUCAUUGCUCCCAAUAGGCAUGCUGCCUAUUGAGGGCCAAAAUCUGACUUUUGACCUUGGUUUUUAGCUCUGCAUUGGCUGAGUGUUACAGCAUUUAUCGUGGAUGAAUUAAAACUCAAAGAUGCUAUUAAAUACUUUUUUUCCCCAAUUAA
Molecule: messenger RNA, 3552 nt
Organism: Mauremys reevesii (Reeves's turtle)
Lineage: Eukaryota; Metazoa; Chordata; Testudines; Geoemydidae
Gene: PINX1
Product: PIN2 (TERF1) interacting telomerase inhibitor 1
Exons: 7
Coding region: 328-1407 (359 amino acids)
Biological process (GO): regulation of ribosome biogenesis
Cellular component (GO): nucleolus
Molecular function (GO): nucleic acid binding; telomerase inhibitor activity
Source: RefSeq, a predicted model, not a curated record